CCCCUUCAACGCCCCCUCCCUCGAGCUGCUAAUUGAUCCUGAGAGGAGGGCUCACCAAUCACAAUAAUUCUGCUACAGCACCCGAAUCAUCAGCACUAGUAGUGCACAACAGUCUGCUACAGCACCGGAAUCCACACAUAUCUUGGCCGGUCGAAAAGCUAUCCGAUUCUCUCACUUUUUCCCCACUCCUAUCUCGCCGCCGCCGCCGCCGUCGCCGCCGUCGCCGUCGCCGCCGACGCCGAGCAGCGCAGGUUGCGGUUACCUGUCUUUCGUUUCGCCUAGGUGCCGACGUCGUCCCUUCCUCUUCCCCCCUUUGCUUGCCACUCAACACAGCCACCUCGCAGCAGUGCGCUGGAGUCAACCAAGCCUUCUGCUUCUGCUUCUGCAAUGGGGAUGGUGCUCUGGUGUGGUGCCUAGGCCUAUGCAAAGGCAGCGACUUGGUUUCCUCUCUGCUCCCUAUACACAUUAAUAGAUUAUAUUUCUGAAGAACCAUCUGUGCAUCUUCUUUAAUGUGCCGAAAUUGCUUGGUGAUAUCACACACAUACAGGGCUAAAUCUCCAGCAGUUCUGAAUGCGGGACCAAAGUGUGCUGGAGCGUAUACUCAACGGAGACGAGGAGCCCAAGGAUCUGCCAUUAGCACUCUUACAGGACAUCACCAAUGAUUUCUGUGAGGAGAAUAAAAUCGGCCAGGGUGGAUUUGGAGAGGUCUACAAGGGCGUACUCCAGAACGGGGCUCUUGUUGCUGUGAAGAGGAUCCAUAUAAACGUAAACACAGUUGAUGACAAGCUUUUUCGCCGUGAGUUUAAUAGCCUCUGGAAGGCUAAUAAUCAUCAAAAUGUAGUCCGGUUUCUUGGCUUCUGUUCUAAUAUGUAUCAGACGAGAAUAGCGGAGGCUGGGUCCGAUGAUUUUAAAUUGGUCAACGUCAGAGAAAGAUUGCUCUGUUUCGAGUACAUCAGCAAUGGAAGCCUUGAUAAGCAUAUUACUGAUGAACUAAGGGGACUUCAAUGGGAAAAACGCUAUGACAUAAUCACCGGAAUUUGCAAUGGUCUGCGUCAUCUCGAGGAGAAAGAAAUUAUUCAUAUGGACCUUAAACCGGCUAACAUAUUACUAGAUGAUCAUAUGGUUCCAAAAAUUACCGAUUUUGGUUUGUCAAGACCAAAUGAAAAUUCACAUACUAUGGGUCCACGUUUUGGAACACGAGGAUAUGUCGCUCCGGAAUAUGACAACGCUGGCAAAACUUCUGUCAAGUCUGACAUAUAUAGUUUUGGUGCCAUAAUCAUUGAAUUAGUAACAGGGUUUAUGGGCAUCCCUGAUAAAAACAAUGUACUUCGAAGAUGGAGACACAGGUGGAGUAAGUCACCGACGUUGCUACAAUACCAGCAACUAACUAGAUGCAUGGAAAUAGCAGUACGCUGCAGGCAACAAGAACCGGAAGCUAGACCUUCCAUAAUGGAUAUAAUUAACUAUUUGAGUAAAUCUGAAAGUACGGAUGUGCACACUGACCAGCAAAGCACUUAUAUGGAUGAUGACAUGCUUGGUAUUGAACCGCUCGAGCUACAUUUUACAUUGGACGAUAACAAGAACAAAGGCCUGUUUUGCCUACAACAUUGAAAGACCAAGCCAGCAGUACACGACACGGCCAGGGAAAGGCAUUGUGCCACCAGGAUGCAACGAGCAUCUUGUUCAGAUAACAGUGCAGGCGCAGCGACAGGAUAGGGCACCACAAGUUACACAGAAUGGUGACAAGUUCAUCAUCCAGAGCACAAAAGUGAGUAAUCUUAGAGAUGAGGAUAUCACUGAACAUAUAUUCCAUGAAGAGGCCGGUAAAAUGGUUGAUGAGGUGAAUUUGAUGGUCAAAUAUGAGCCUGUUAGUCGACAAGACCCCAGUUUGCCAGCCGAGGCAGUCUCCCUCAUGGACAUCAAUUCCAGCAUCUAUAAAGACGGCGUGCAAGGACAAUGUCACAAAGAACUAGAUCGCCGUGAUUUCCACCUACCAGAAGAAUUUUCACAGAGUCAACCUACGAACAUGACUUACCUACUGAGAGUCAGCGACCGAGCCGUGGAUGUCACAAGGGGGGCCAUGGGCAGCCUACUCCACAAGCUGGGCGAGCUCAUCAAGGAGGACUUCAAUCUGGAGGCAAGCGUCAAAAAAGAUGUCCAGUCACUCUCGGAAGAGCUGGUGACGAUGCAGCUCGUACUCCGCAAGGUGUCAGAGGUGCAGCGGGGCAACCUCGAUGACCUGGUCAAGCGUUGGGCCAGCAAUGUCAGGGAGAUGUCAUAUGACCUAGAGGAUUUCGUUGACGGCUUCUUGGUGCAAAGCCAGCCUGAAUCUAGUACAAGUGGCUUCAGGGAACUCACACACGAGAUAUGCUUCCACUUAGAGAAGGGCAAGAGUCACCAUACAAUAGGCAACUUGAUCAAAGACAAAAGCAAACAAGUCCAAGAUGCGGCCAAAAAGUGUAAAGAGUAUAAGGUCGACAAUGUGGUACCUAAUGCAUCUGCCAAAGCUGCCAUUGAUGAACUUCGGAUUUUGGCUAUGUAUGAAGAUAAAGAACAGCUCGUUGGCAUCAAUAGGCCAAGAGAUGAGCUAAUAAGGCUAUUUGAGGAGGAUGGCGAUGUAUCAAAGGAAAAUCUCAAGAUAGUCUCCAUUGUUGGAUUGGGAGGAUUGGGCAAGACCACACUUGCCAAGGCAGUAUAUGACGAGCUUAAAGCCCAAUACCAUCUUAAAACUUUUGUUUUGGUUGGUCAGAAUCCUGAUGUGAAGAAAGUUUUGGGAAAUAUCCUCCGUAAACUAGUAAGGAAUUUCAAUGUAGAGAACUUGGAGGCGGAGGAUCUCAUUGAAGAACUACAAGAAUUGCUCGAGGAUAAGAGAUACUUCAUAGUAAUUGAUGAUAUAUGGGAUUCUACAGCAUGGGGUCGUAUUGCUUAUGCUUUUCCAAGAAACAGUUGUGGCAGUAGAGUGAUAACAACAACAAGGAUUGAACGUGUUGCUCGUGACUGUUGCAAAGUUGAAUGCAAAAAUGUUUAUAGGAUGAAACCACUCGGUGAAGUAGACUCAAGAACACUAUUUCUUAGAAGAACAUUUGGUUCCGAAAAAGAUUGCCCCGAUACACACAGAAAAGAAGAGAUUUUAGUUGAUAUUCUAAAAAAAUGUGGUGGUAUGCCACUUGCUAUUAAUAGUAUUGCAAGCCUUCUAGCUGGUGAACCAGAGUCAACCUGGGAGUAUGUAUGGAAAUCCUUGGGUGCUCUGACUGAAGGAGAUAAUCUUGAAAACAUGAAGCAAAUAUUGGAUCUUAGCUACAUACAUCUUCCUGAUCAUCUGAAGGCAUGUCUACUUUAUAUUUGUAUGUAUCCAGAGGAUCGCGAGAUAGACAAAACUGAAUUGUUGAGGAAAUGGGUAGCCGAAGGUUUCGUGCACGUGAGUACAAAUGGUCUUCUGGAUGCAGUGGAUGUUGCAGAAAAGUACUUCAAAGAGCUCAUCAACAUGUGUAUGAUCCAGCCUUGGAGGAUAAGCUACAACAAUGAAGUGUUGUCUUGCAGAGUACAUGAUAUAAUUCUUGAUAUGAUGAGAUCCAAGUCAAGUAAAGAGAAUUUUAUUCAUGUGAUUGAUGGUUCUAAGGUUGAGAUGGGGGAGAUCCGCCGAGCCUCAGUCCACUACAAUGAUAAAAAGGAUACAACAAUUUUGGAAACAAUCAACAAAGGGUCACUAUCACAUGUUCGGUCAGUCUUACUUUGCCGGAGCUCACUUUUGCCUUAUUUUCUGGAUUUCAAGUAUGUCAGAGUGCUACACCUUGAACAUAAGUAUUCUUUGAACAACUACCUGGACCUCACUGGUAUCAGUGGGCUGUUCCUUCUAAGGUAUUUAAAGGUUAGUUGUGAUAUUUUUUCUAGAUGUGAGUUGAAGCUACCUAAUAAAAUUGAGGAGCUACAGCAAUUGGAGACAAUAGAUAUACGUGUAGGUAAACUGAGAGAAUAUCCAUCAGAUAUUGUUAGUUUGCCCCAGUUGUCGCAUCUCAGUUCGAUGGGAACAAUGCUGCCUGACGGGAUCGAUAGGUUGAAGUCCUUGUGCACCCUACAAGGUGUAGAUAUGUUUAAAAGCUCGGUAGAGAAUAUCAAGGGGCUCAGCAAGCUGACCAACUUGAGGGAACUUGGGAUCUCUUGGAAUGGGAGUAGUGAAUCGGUGGAAGAGAGCACCAUGGAUGCCCUGGACUCUUCUAUCCGCAAGCUUUCUGCCAACCUCAGGAUCUUCACUUUCAAAGGAGGAUUUGCUUACAAACCAGAUGUCCCAGGAUGGAUUACCAGACCACCAUUCCAUCGGGACUCUCAUCUUCGGGAGCUCAAUCUGGGGGGCUGCAGGUUUCAAAGGUGCCCCGAGUGGAUUGGUGAGCUCCACGGCCUCUACAAGUUGGGCAUUGUGGUGAGGGAGGUGGCUGAUGGUGUCAGUAUUGUUGCACGGCUGCCUUCACUUGCCCACUUCUAUUUGAUUGUUUCUGGUAUGGGUGAAGAAGAAAAGGAAGAAAGUGUAGUCAUCCCUGGCACUGGCAGCGGGGCAUUCCGAGCACUCAAGCAGAUGCUCUUCAACUGUCCAAAGGUGUCACUGAACUUUGAAGCUGGGGCUAUGCCCAAGCUAGAGAAGCUUUCCUUGCGGUUCCGUCACAACAUGGCUCCUCAGUUCCUACCGGUUGGCAUCCAGCACUUGCCCGCUGGCACCCUUAAACAAAUCUGGUUACAUGUGUACAGCAAUCAAACACAAAACAAAACAUCUGUGAGGCACCUGUUGGAGGGAGCAUUUAAGCAGCAUCAUCCAAGUGCCGACAUCACCGUUGACUUCAUUUAAGAUGAUGGACAUGCUGAGGGUUGAGUUUGCAUGUCAGACAAUGGAGAGCCCCACUCUGCUGAAGUUGACAAGGUGCGCUGUCGCUGAACUUGUAAAGGUGCAACAAGUAGAGGAGGCUGCGGAGCUGCUGGAAGUUACCUUGCGGUUGUUAUCCACUCUGAUGGUUGAUCCACUGAUUAAUUUGUUGGCGGGAAGUGUGGAGGGAAUCCCCACGACGACAGGCCUCCGCGUCUGCGUGACUGCGUCUGACCAGACUGAUUGAACUGCGGGAAGCAGUUGUUGUGGCGUGCAGCGUGGCAUUUACGUGACGUGUAAUGUUUGUGAGCAACAAGUUCGAGUGUUCAAUUCUGAUGUUCUUAGCUUACUCUAGUUACUACUAUUGGAUGAGCCUUUGAGCCCAUGAUGUCACUCAGUCCCUUUAUGGGGUAUUGCAUAAAAUGACACACUUUUGAUUGGUUUGGCAAAA
Molecule: messenger RNA, 5303 nt
Organism: Aegilops tauschii subsp. strangulata
Lineage: Eukaryota; Viridiplantae; Streptophyta; Magnoliopsida; Poales; Poaceae
Product: disease resistance protein RGA5
Biological process (GO): defense response to other organism
Molecular function (GO): ADP binding
Source: RefSeq, a predicted model, not a curated record